GGAGCGGAUCGAGCUUCAGCCGAUUGAUUACAGAAGGCAGAAAUAUUUGUCGCUCCACUCAUCUAUUCACGUGCGGAUUUCAGUCUGCGGGUUGAUAGCCUGUAAUCCUGAGCAGAUCCAGAGUGCUGGACAGUAGCAGUGGGCGCGUGGGGAGAAAAACACGUCCAUGACAUCAUCCGCCUUGUUGUGAUUCCCGAUCCCACCGGGUUCAUCUCGUGGAUGCAAUCACAGGAUUCCCACACUGAUCCCCCCCGUGUGCAACUUCAGCUCUUCAGUAACGGUCUGACGCUCACGCCCGCGUUGGGUUUACUUUAAGACUUGCGAUAUCUUUUUGCGCUCUUGCCUUUGCUUUCGACAUCGCCAUUGUUGGGUUCAGCAGAGUUAUGAGGACGACUGAGAGAUGCUUCCGGUGUAAAAGUGAUAUCUUUAUGAAAGCUGUCGCGAGGAAGAGCUGUCCGCUGUGCUCAUGCGAUCGAGGCUAUUGUUAGACGAGAUGAAACGGUGUCGGUUGGCGUGACACACCUGGGAUUGUUACAGAAGACCUCCGAGCACGUAUUUCUACUGUUCCCCACAUCCAUCGUGCCUGCAAGCGGAAAGGAUUCGUUUGUUUCGCCGAAUAUUAGUUAGAGAAGCCAUUCUAGUGUAUGUUAUUUCAUGGGGAUGUGUUCAAGGCAAGAGAGGAUUCAAAAAGACGUCGACAUCGUAAUUCAAAGGUGUAAGGCAGAGAAAGACUGCCUGUUUUCUGACUUUAGAUUUUCCGACUCCACCUUCACAUUCACCUACUCCAAAGGACCUAAAAGGGUGACCUACUCUGUUCAUGUCUCUGAUGAUUAUCCAGAUAACACGUAUGUGUCUAACUCUGAAAACGAUGAUGAAGUGUUAGUCACCAGGGAUCCGAUACCAGUGAUUUUCCAUAGAAUUGCAACAGAAAUACGCAUAAAUAAUGAUGCCACCAGCUGUCUGUCUAUUAAAUCAAAACUUCAAACCGACAAAAACUCGUGCCAUUAUGCUAUAGAGGAGGAUUCAGAGGGUGACAAUGAUUCUGAGGAGUUCUACUAUGUUGGACAGGUAAAUUAUGAUGGAGAGCUUCACAAGCACCCCCAGCUGGAGGCUGAUUUGGCAGCCGUGAGGGACUUAUAUGGCCAUCAUGCAGUAUCUCUCAGGGAAUAUGGUGCAAUUGAUGAUGUGGACAUCGACCUACACAUUGAUGUAACUUUCCUAGAUGAGGAGAUUGCACUUGCCUGGGAUGUGAUCCGGAGUGAACCUGUUAUUGUGCGGCUUCACUGCUCCCUCACACAAUAUCUGAAUGGACCAGAAUUUAAUGUCCCGUUUCCAGUUCCCACUGUUGAUGUGUUUCAAGUGUCUUCAAAAGACAGAUUUGGACUUGGACAUCAGCUGAAAAAGAUAAUGCAAACCUUUGUCACACAGCAGUGGAAGUGUCAGAGCAAAGACAAACUCAUCAGCCCACACAGCAAAAAGCAAACCGAAAAGAAGGUGAAGUCUCCCCUGCACAUUUUUUCAACUUUACGCAGAUCCCCCAGCUACCCUCCUCCUGGCUGCGUGAAGAGCAAAAAGAAGCUCAAACCCGAGCAGGAUGGCAUGUCAAAAUCCCACCGUCUCUUACGGCGAACAUGCUCCAGCACAGUGAAGCCAGAGAUGGACGGCUGUGUCGGCAAGUCGCACAAGCUUUUGGGUCACUCCCUUUCCAAUGACCCACGAAUGGAGCAACAUCAGCCCCUCAAACAGCCCCACCGGCUGCUGCCGAGGCCCUGCUCGACCGCUGUGAAACCAGAGGACUGCCCGCCACUGCGGCCUCAUAAACUGUCACCGCGGUCGAGCACGGCAGAGCCUCGCUGCGAACAUGCUGCUGGCAGUAGCGAUGGCGGUGCUUUAAAGCCCCACCGGCUCCUGGGCCGCUCCUGCUCGGGCAGUGUGCGGACUGAAGAGCUGGAUGGCCUGAAGCACCACCACCGUCUGCUCAGCAGGUCCUACUCCAGCAGCACCAAGAUUGACAAAAGCGACAUCUUUAAAGAGCCUGUCACCGAGAGCAGACGCCUCUCCCUUACCUCAGGGCUAAUCGGCAUCCUGGCCCCAUCACUAUCUUCCACACCUCAGCCAAACAUCGGAGCCAAAUCCAUUCCAAUCAGAGACAGAGGCUUCCUUGUUCAGACUAUGGAGUAUGCAGAACAGCGUAUCCCUGUACUGAAUGAGUUCUGUGUGGUCUGCGAUGAACCUCACGUGUUCCAAAAUGGACCAAUGCUCAGACCCACAGUGUGUGAGAGAGAGUUAUGUGUAUUCGCCUUCCAAACUCUAGGGGUCAUGAAUGAGGCUGCUGAUGAGAUUGCCACUGGUGCUCAGGUUGUAGACUUACUGGUCUCCAUGUGUCGAUCCGCACUGGAGUCUCCGAGGAAAGUUGUCAUUUUUGAGCCAUAUCCUUCUGUGGUGGAUCCCAAUGACUCACAAGCACUUGCCUUCAACCCCAGGAAAAAGGACUAUGACCGAGUGAUGAGAGCACUUGACAGUAUCACAUCUAUCAGAGAAAUGACCCAGGCACCAUAUCUGGAGAUAAAGAGACAAAUGGACAAGCACGAUCCUUUGGCUCACCCACUACUGCAGUGGGUGAUAUCCAGUAACAGAUCACACAUAGUGAAGCUUCCUGUUACUAGACAACUGAAGUUCAUGCACACACCCCAUCAGUUCCUCCUGCUCAGCAGUCCGCCAGCCAAAGAAUCCAACUUUAGAGCUGCCAAAGGCCUCUUUGGGAGUACCUUUGCUUUUCAUGGAUCACACAUAGAAAACUGGCACUCCAUUUUGAGGAAUGGUUUGGUCGUGGCAUCAAACACAAGGCUUCAGCUCCAUGGCGCUAUCUAUGGGAGUGGAAUCUAUCUCAGUCCAUUAUCAAGCAUAUCCUUUGGCUACUCAGGGAUGAAUAAAAAACAGCAGAAAGUUGCUUCAAAAGAUGAAACUGCUGCCAACAAGUCCAAUAUUCAUUUGCAGUCACAGAAGAAAGGCCAGAACCCGCAGUUUCUGCAGAGCCGCAACCUGAAAUGCAUAGCCUUGUGUGAAGCUAUUACAUCUCCAGACCUGCACAAGCAUGGUGACAUCUGGGUAGUUCCAAAUACAGAUCAUGUCUGCACACGUUUUUUCUUUGUUUAUGAGGACGGACAGGUAGGUGACACGAGUAUAAACACACAGGACCCUGGUAUUCAUAGGGAGAUCCUGCGAGUCAUCGGCAAUCAAACGGCUACUGGAUGAAAGAGUUUGAACACAAUACGCUGCCUUGACCUCUUUCCCAAAGCUGGACAUUUGAGCGUAGGAGGCCAAUACCGUGUAUUUUUUGGUAACCACAUGAACACACACACACACACACACACACACACACACACACACACACACACACACACACACACACACACACACACACACACACACACACACACACACACACAUAUAUAUAAAGAAAAAAAAGAUAUUCGCAAUCUUAAAAAUACACUAUUUAUACUGUUCCCCUGGGAUACAUGCACAUUUACACUGGCUAUUCAAACUAUUACCAUUUUGCUAAGUUUAUAAAUACAAGGUACAUUUUGAAAGAGCAUGGUAUGUCUCUCAGUUCAACUGAUGGACUACUUAUUUUUUGUAAAGAUACAAAAAAUGAAAACACUUUGAAGAAUAUAGUAUUUUAAGACUUUCCUGGAGAAAAUACAAUAUUCCUGUGUGGAUAUGCUCCAUCUGACCUUGUUUACUAAGAGUUGUACUUGUUAAAGUACAUUAAUUUGUGUAUACAAAAGGUGUCUACUGUAUAUGCACUUUAUUUUUCUUAAUGUAUGAUAGUUUCAAACUUCCAUAUAAUCUUAAAUGCCUUUCAAAGACAGACAUAUUUAUUGUUUGACAGUGCUGUACACAAGUGAGCAACUCCUGAUGUUGACUGCAUUUACAGCGGAGUGAGAGCUUUGACAAGUGUAGUUAAAAAACAAAAUCCCUGUGGCUACAGCUUAUAUGUCAUGCUACAUAAAAGUAGCUGUCAGUUUACAAUUUCUAAAGGCCUCAGUUUAGAAUUUGCCCAGAUUUACCAAACCUGCCACUUCAUUAACUUUAUCAUUUUAAAUAUACAGUAUUGCUGUAACAUUUUCAUUGGUGAGUGACUAUACCAACUAUAUAUAUAUAUAAAAAUAUACAAAAAAUUUGAAAACUUUCUAUAUUCGGCAGCAGCAACUAAACAUAAGAUGCAUGCUGCUUUCCUUACUUUUUCAAAUAAUUUGUUUUCCUGGUAUGGUUAGAGAAUUUUUUGAUAAAGGACAAAAUCGGCACCCAAUUGUAAAAUAUCUUUUCAAUAUAAAUCUUUUUUGUAAGGUGAUUUUAAGGCAGAAUAAAUGUUUGCUGCUUGUUGUUUUUACAUUGUAAUGUAAUAACAGAAGGUUCAAAUGUGUGAGUGUUCUGUUCGAUUUUUGCAGUUCUUUAUAGUGAUGUUUAGACACCAGUGUGGUUGUUAACUUUACUUUCUAAACAUUAAUUUGUUCAGUCGUUAAAAUCACUAAAUGAUUUUUGAGAAUGAUCACCCAAUAUAGAUAUUAGGAAUAUGUGCAUAAAGGUAACACGUUUGGUUAAAAUUUAUUAAAAUUGUUUUAAAAAUACUAUUUGAGGAAAUGCAACUUUUACAUAGAGUCAAGAUGUAGCACCACAACACUUUUCUCACUUAUGGGCAAAAUCAUGGGUUUUAUUAAUAUGGGCACAUUAAAUAUGUAGUAUUGAUCAUUUUGUGUGCAGAAAAGUAUUUUGUAUUUUUCCAUGGGACUCUGAAAUACUGGUAAAUCCACAUGAUAUUCACUUGCAAUAUAUUUCAUUUUAUUCCAUUGUAGAUUCAAUUGAUCGAAUGGCAACAUCUUAAUAUUACAUUUAAUCUAAAGUGAAAGUUCACCUAAUCAUUAUGCAUUGUCAAGUUUGUCAUUACUGAAAAAGGGAUGUAAAUCAGAUUUAUUACAAUGAGUAUUCCUUCAAAUCCACAAUCUGAUCAGUUAAUAAUAAUAUCUCUUUUAAGGAUUAAAAUAGGGAUUAGUUAUUACAUGCAUGUACACAUAACUGUAUAUCAUAACUGUUUUAAAACUUUUUUAUUUUACUUUACCUUCAUUAUGAUGGACUAUGUUCAUAUGUGAUAGUUCUGGUUGUAUAGUUUUAUACAUUUUCUGCACAAAUUGGUAAAAAAAAAGAAAAAGAAAAAAGAAGAGAGAUCAUGCUAUUAGCAUAUGGUGCCUUAUAGAUAAGGAUUUAAUGGCAAAUUUGACAAUACUGUCAUAUGUGAAAAUACUGUAUAUAUUGUAAAUAAUGCCACAGCAACAUGGAGGCCAAAUAUUUUCUGUAGUACGUUUUUACUUUUUCCUUAUUUUGCGAACAGAUCAAGCUUUUUGGCUUUUUACAAGUUAUGGAAAUAGUAGCUUAUGUAUCUUAUGUUCAUUAUGUUCAUUAAAUUCAAAUUUGCCUAUAA
This is a messenger RNA of Megalobrama amblycephala (Wuchang bream), 5479 nucleotides long. It is a transcript of the gene parp8, whose product is annotated as poly (ADP-ribose) polymerase family, member 8. Bases 655 to 3255 code for a protein of 866 amino acids. The transcript has 27 exons. Gene Ontology annotation, molecular function: NAD+ poly-ADP-ribosyltransferase activity; protein serine/threonine kinase activator activity; kinase binding. Gene Ontology annotation, cellular component: endoplasmic reticulum tubular network; nuclear envelope; intracellular anatomical structure. Gene Ontology annotation, biological process: endoplasmic reticulum unfolded protein response. The record is from RefSeq and is a predicted model, not a curated record. Lineage: Eukaryota; Metazoa; Chordata; Actinopteri; Cypriniformes; Xenocyprididae.